AAAAGGCUUCCUUUAAGUAAUGUAAGCCAUAGCUACCUGCCUGCCUUAGUGCCUUUCCUCAUCCCGUUGCUUUCUUUGCCGUGUCCUGUCACCUUCCUCGGUCGUUCGGAAAUCGGUGGAUCUGUUGCUCCCCGUCUCCGGCCGGAAAGGGAAGAGAGAGAUUAGGAGGAGAAGCGUCGGCCGGUAGGUCGGUCGGUCGUGGUCGGAGGUGAUCAUUAUUGUUAUUAUUUAUCAUUUAUAAUAUAUAAAGAAAGAAGGAAAAGGAAAAAAAAAGUGGGGAGAACAACACGAGAGAGGGGGGAGAGAGAUUUCGAUGGGGCUGCUGUUCCUGAUACAUCUAGAGGGGAAGAUCUACAGCUGCAAGCACUGCCAGACCCAUCUCGCCAUCUCCGAUGACAUCAUCUCCAAGUCCUUCCAUUGCAGGCAUGGGAAGGCUUAUCUCUUCAAUAAGGUAGUGAAUGUGACGGUUGGACUGAAAGAGGACCGUGCGAUGAUGACGGGGAUGCACACUGUUUCAGACAUAUUUUGCGUUGGUUGUGGUUCCAUUGUGGGAUGGAAAUAUGAGGCUGCCCAUGACAAGAGCCAGAGGUACAAGGAAGGAAAAUUUAUCCUUGAGAGGUUUAAAAUAUCUGGCCCUGAUGGAAGUCACUACUGGGUGAGUCAUGAUCCUCAUGUAGGUGGAAGUGAUGCUGAUGAUGCAUGAUCUACUCGCUGCUUAAACAAGGGAUCAAUUCCCUCAAUUGUAAAUAAGUUCCUUAUUGACUAUCUGAAGUGGAUUGUGAUAAUUGUUGCUUUGUGCACAUUCUUGGCAGUAAGUACAUAUCAUUCUAAAUAAUAUGGUUCUCUUGCUUUCUCAUAUG
Molecule: messenger RNA, 860 nt
Organism: Phoenix dactylifera (date palm)
Lineage: Eukaryota; Viridiplantae; Streptophyta; Magnoliopsida; Arecales; Arecaceae
Product: protein yippee-like
Source: RefSeq, a predicted model, not a curated record